This is a messenger RNA of Fusarium subglutinans, 2337 nucleotides long. RefSeq names its product dipeptidyl-peptidase 4. NCBI's taxonomy places the organism in Eukaryota, Fungi, Ascomycota, Sordariomycetes, Hypocreales, Nectriaceae. Gene Ontology annotation, biological process: proteolysis. Gene Ontology annotation, molecular function: serine-type peptidase activity; dipeptidyl-peptidase activity. The coding region runs from base 1 to 2337 and encodes 778 amino acids. The transcript has a single exon. The record is from RefSeq and is a predicted model, not a curated record.
AUGGUCGCGAAAUUACUGACCACUCUUUUGGCGCUCGCCCCGUUGGGUCUGGCGAUUGAUCCGCCUCGACAGCCGCAUCAACCUGUUGGCGAGGGUGAUCGCCUACUCACUUUCAAUGAGACGAGUCCGAGCGCUAAAUUGAGACCUACUACCAUGAGUGUAGAGUGGUCGUCCGCUGGACAAGAUGGGAACUAUAUUGUUCUCGGCGACAAUGGCGAUCUUGUUCUUGAGGACAUCGUCAGCGAAGAGACAACAAAGUUCGUCACAGCCGAUAAGCUCCCCAAGGAUCUUCACGAGUAUUGGAUCAGCAGCGACGCAAAGCGCGUGCUCGUCGCGUCAAACUACACCAAGCAAUACCGCUACUCGUAUUUUGCUGAUUAUUUCAUUCUUGACGUUGAGUCUGGCGAGAGUGAACCUCUUGUGAAAGACCAAGUUGGCGAUAUUCAGUACGCCCAGUUUGCGCCGAGUGGAGAAGCCGUUGCGUUCGUGCGGGGCAAUAAUCUCUUCAUUCGUGAUGCGGACGGCAAGAUUGACCAGAUCACGAGCGAUGGGGGACCGGAUAUGUUUCACGGUGUGCCUGAUUGGGUGUACGAGGAGGAGAUUUACGGUGGACGCUCGGCGCUUUGGUGGUCGCCUGAUGCAAAGUUCCUUGCGUUCCUGAGCUUCAACGAGACCGGUGUCGGCACCUUCACUAUUCCUUACUACAUGGAUAACCAGAAGCUUGCGCCUACGUAUCCUCGUGAACUGGACCUUCGAUACCCCAAGGUUGGAUCCAAGAACCCUACUGUCGAGCUCAACAUUCUUGAUCUUUCUGGGGGCGAGUACAGGCCUGUUCCUGUCGAUGCGUUUGAGCCUGAGGAGCUCAUCAUUGGUGAAGUAGCUUGGGUCACCAAAGAUCACAGCGCUCUCAUCUAUCGCGCUUUCAAUCGUGUUCAAGACCAUGAUGCCCACGUCGUCGUCAACCCUGAGACGCUCAAGUCAAAGGUCGUUCGAGAGCGAGACGGAAGCGAUGGAUGGCUUGAGCAUACUCUCUCCAUCUCUUUCGUUGGUCCUUUGAGUUCCAAGAAGAAGGAUGCUUACUAUGUUGAUGUUUCAGACGAGGAUGGUUGGAACCAUAUUUACCUGUACCCUGUCAACGGUGGAAAGGCUAUUCAGCUUACCUCUGGAAAGUGGGAGGUCUCGACUAUUCUCAAUAUCGACACCGCCAAGAAGCUUAUUUACUUCCAAGCUUCGAAGCGACACUCUACCGAGCGACAUGUCUACAAGGUCUCGUGGGAGACUAAGAAGAUUACUCCUCUCGUUGAUGAUAAGACUCCCGGCUACUGGUCUGCAUCGUUCUCUUCCAGCGGCGGUUACUACAUUCUUCACUACCAGGGUCCCGACGUCCCUUAUCAGGAGCUUUACACCACAAACUCCACCAGCAAGCCUGUCCGCACGCUUGUUGACAACAAGGCGUUCUACAAGACCAUUAAUCAGUACAGCAUGCCCAACAUCACAUACUUUGAGCUCAAGCAUCCGGAUGGUUACUCCCUUAACGUCAUGCAGCAGCUCCCCGUCAACUUCGACCCUUCCAAGAAGUACCCCGUUCUGUUCACUCCAUACGGCGGACCCAACUCCCAGCGUGUCGCAAAGUCUUUCCAAUCUCUAGGAUGGAAGUCCUACAUCUCAUCUGAUCCUGAGCUUCAGUACAUCGUGUACACCGUCGAUAACCGCGGAACCGCCAUGCAAGGCCGCAAGUACCGCUCGCUCGUUACAUCUCAGCUCGGAAAGCUUGAGCCUCUUGAUCAGAUCUGGGCUGCGGAGGAGCUCAUCAAGAGAUAUAGUUUUAUCAACGCUGAUAAGAUUGGAAUGUGGGGAUGGUCGUAUGGUGGAUAUCUUACAGCCAAGACCGUCGAGGCAGACUCGGGAGUGUUUAGCUUCGGCCUCAUCACAGCUCCUGUUUCGGAUUGGCGCUUCUACGAUUCCAUGUACACGGAGCGCUACAUGAAGACUCUUGACGAGAACAAGGAUGGAUAUCUCGAGACUGCCGUGCACAAAGUCGAUGGCUUCAAGAACAUCGCUGGUAGUUUCAGUAUUCUUCACGGUACUGGUGAUGACAAUGUUCACUAUCAGCAUGCCGCUGCUAUGAUUGAUCUUCUCGUUGGCGCGGGCGUGUCACCUGAGAAGAUGAAGAUGUUUGCGUUCACGGAUAGUGACCACAGUAUCGUGUACAAUGGUGCUUCGCCUUGGAUUUACAAGUAUCUUACCGCUAGGCUGUAUGAUGAGGUUAAGAGACAGCCCAAGGCCAAGGCGUUGACACAUCAGUGGAACAAGAGAUGGGUGGAGAUUGUGGUGUAA